AGUAGAUACUACAGCCAACCAACCAGCGUGAUAGUUCAGGAAAAUAUAGACUUCCAUUCCUUCCUCCAUUAUUUUAUAUUUAUACAUAAAUAAUUGGGAGGACUUCUGUGUCUACUCUUAAAAAUAGCAAGUCAAAAGCUUUAAAUCGCAUGUAUGGACGAUAUUCCAAGUAUUGCAUCAGUAAUGUUGAAUAUCUUUCACAUCGCACCUCCCACUCGCGUUUAGGGUGUGGGGUACGCAUGCAUAGACGGGGAGGAGAAAAGGGGGGAAUUGGGACAUUCUUUGUCUUCACCCCACCAUUUGGAACCCCGACUCGAAGGAGCUGGUCUCGUACUAGCCACUUGAACUGAACGGACUUGUGAAGAGUGACGCUUUGUUGUGUAGUUGAAGGAACUAGGGUAAAGCGCACACAAGUUUUUUGAGCGUUCAGAUUUCAAGGGACUGAGGAACAAAUCUACAUCUCGAGAUCUGAGAGCUCCUCCACGACCACAGACGCACCAUGAGUUGGAGCUUCCUGACGCGUCUACUCGAUGAGAUCUCCAACCACUCCACCUUCGUGGGCAAGAUCUGGCUCACGCUGCUGAUCGUGUUCCGCAUCGUGCUUACAGCCGUCGGGGGGGAGUCCAUCUACUACGAUGAACAGAGCAAAUUUGUGUGCAACACCCAGCAGCCUGGUUGUGAGAACGUUUGCUACGACGCCUUCGCCCCGCUCUCGCACAUCCGCUUCUGGGUGUUCCAGGUGAUCAUGAUCACCACGCCCACCAUCAUGUACCUGGGUUUCGCCAUGCACAAGAUCGCCCGCAUGAGCGACGACGAGUACCAGCCGCGCGGCCGGAAGAGGAUGCCGAUGGUGAGCCGCGGAGCGAACCGUGACUACGAGGAGGCGGAGGACAACGGCGAGGAGGACCCCAUGAUCUCUGAGGAGAUCGAGGUGGAGAAGGAGAAGGAGCCUGCCCCCGACAAGGGCAGCAAGAAGCACGACGGGCGAAGGCGCAUCAAGCGCGACGGCCUGAUGAAGGUGUACGUUUUCCAGCUCCUGUCGCGUGCCACUUUCGAGGCCGCCUUCCUGUUUGGCCAGUACAUCCUGUACGGCCUGGAGGUGUUGCCCUCCUACGUGUGCACGCGCUCGCCCUGCCCUCACACGGUCGACUGCUUCAUCUCCCGGCCCACAGAGAAGACUAUCUUCCUGCUCAUCAUGUACGGCGUGAGCGCCCUCUGUCUGCUGUUCACGGUACUGGAGAUCAUCCACCUGGGCGUAAGUGGCCUGAGGGACUGCUUCUGCGGGCCGCGCUCUCGACCGCCCACCCCCCGCCACCCGGCUCUCUCUAGCCAGAGGCCCUCCCUGUGCCGCAAGGUGCCGUCAGCGCCCCCUGGCUACAACACAGCGCUGAAGAAAGACCUGCCGGGGAAGCUGGGGUUCCGAGACAACUUGGCCGACUCGGGCCGCGAGUCGUUUGGAGACGAGUCUUCGUCGCGGGACCUGGAGAGGCUUCGGAAGCACCUGAAGCUGGCCCAGCAGCACCUGGACCUGGCCUACCAGAACGAUGAGAGCAGCCCAUCACGCAGCAGCAGCCCAGAAUCCAACGGAACGGCCGUGGAGCAGAACCGCCUGAACUUUGCCCAGGAGAAGCAGGGCAGCACCUGCGAGAAAGGUCUCCGAGCCUAAGUCUAAUCAUUCCCUCUAAGACGUUCACACCAUGGCUGGUACACAGACAGGAGCGUCUCACGGUGUGGACAGGACCAGCGUUGAGCCUGGACCCAGACCAGGGGCCGGCUUCACCGCAGGAUCCCCUCCCCCUCACCGCCCCCUCCUGGCUUUACUUGAUCACGUGUUUCUCAAGAUCAUAAAGUGCCCAUAAACUGUUACCUGAAUGAGACCUCGUGCCUGUUUUUCCCUCAGGGCCACUGGGUUGAUUUAGUUUUACAUUUGUUUUGUCUAGGAAUUAGGAAUUUUAGGUAAUUCUUUUAUAUAUAUAUUUGAUGUUUUUAUUCUCCUGGUCAACGUUCUGUGGGAUAGACUACAUCUCUAGUUUUCCCUGCCAUCAGAGUUUACAUUUGAGCUCUUCCAAUAAUAGCAAGUUCAGCACAAAAAUGCAAGACGUACUUUGAGGAGUACAACAUAUUUUAGUUUUUUGUGGAAGAUUUGACCUUUAGUGAGUCAGUGCUCAUAGCUGUGCACUGGGGGGCUGGAGGCCAAGGCCUCUAGAUUAGAGGCAGCCCCCCCCCCCCCCCCCCCCCCCCCAAGUCUGUUCAGUCUGAACUGGAAUCCUGUUUGUAAGGUGCCUUUAUCCAAAGGAGUACAACAUAAACCUGGGUAAUGCUUGAAUACAUGUAAAUUGUGAGCUUGUCUUUAUACUGUUGAACGUUUUGAUACUGCUUUGAUAUUUUCCUUUUGUUUGGUUGAACUGGCUGGCUGAUCUUGGCAUUCCUGUUGGAGAUACAGGCAGCCUUUUUUGAAUUUACGAGUGCAAUGGGCACUUUUGUGAUGCCUGUGUUUACUAGAUUGAGGACAGUCCAUUUAUAUUGACUUUUUAUACAACUUAACCAGUGGUAUACUCAAUCUUGACGCCACAAUAUACAAUUAAGCUUAGUUCUGACGCUUCUUGUGGUCACUGGUUAUAAGUAUCAACAUGUAACCCUUUUGUGAUGUGCUCAGAAAUCAUCUCAAGGCGCCAAAUAUUAUGACAUCCUAAAUGUUUUUUUAGGCAUGUGUUUUUUUAGGCUUGUGUUGGUUUUCUAUGCAAUUCUAAAUGGGAUAGAUCCACAAUGUCGUGCUACAUAUCGGCUGGUAACUUAACAGUCAUUGAUGAUCCCAAGCUGUAGCAUCAAUAAGGUUAUGAACGGUCAUUAGAACGGAGGGUGGUGUCAAGAUGCCUUGAAAAUGCACUAAAUGAUAGCGUUAGUGUAUUACAUCAUGUCAGUGCCAUUGAGUAAACUGUCAUCUCAUAUUUUUGAAACUUUCAUACUUUUUUUAUACUUUUGUAUUUGUAUUUUUGUGUUUCCUAAUAAAUCAAAUUUGAACCAA
This is a messenger RNA of Hypomesus transpacificus, 3025 nucleotides long. It is a transcript of the gene gjc4b, whose product is annotated as gap junction protein gamma 4b. The record is from RefSeq and is a predicted model, not a curated record. NCBI's taxonomy places the organism in Eukaryota, Metazoa, Chordata, Actinopteri, Osmeriformes, Osmeridae. Gene Ontology annotation, biological process: cell communication. The transcript has 3 exons. The coding region runs from base 500 to 1666 and encodes 388 amino acids. Gene Ontology annotation, cellular component: connexin complex.